GCCUCCCAGAUACUUCCCAUUCACUCGAAUGCAAGCUUUUGGCCAAGUCGAUGGGCAGGAUACCAACUGCACCCACAGACUCUCCACACACGUAUGUGUGGAUCGCCUACAAUUCGUGCAAUUAAGCAACUGGUCUUACAAGACAAGUUGUCCUUAAACUGCCCUACUGAAUCGAAAGACUUUUUUAAGGCUCUUGCUAUUCAAGCCUGCUUGCCGGUGCUCUACUUAGGCGGCAUUGUCGUCAAUAUGGUCAGACUCCUGAACAUCUAUGAUCAUCCUAUUAUGGAAUACUCUUUCGUCUAUCUGUUUGUACCUAUUCCUGCAAUAAACCCCCUGGUGUCGUUAUAUCUCGUAGGCCCCUAUCGUGUAUGGAUGCGCGAUAAGUUUCUGAAGUGGAAGCAGUCAACUGCGAAAGAAACAGUCGUAACUACCGCUACAGCACCCCUUCAGAGAGGAAUAGUUGCACCGAUAAAAUCCCUAUUUAUUCUCCUUUUAUGUACUAGGACAGGUUGGAAAUAG
Haemonchus placei is the source of this 519-nucleotide messenger RNA. The record is from the annotation of a GenBank genome assembly. NCBI's taxonomy places the organism in Eukaryota, Metazoa, Nematoda, Chromadorea, Rhabditida, Trichostrongylidae.